AUGCGGGCCAAAGGCCGUGACUGGUGUGCGUUGCAGCAGUGCAUGUCGUGCUACCUUGCGAUUCGCAAGGAAUUGGUGCAGUGCUCGAUGCCUGCAAACUUGAACUUGGUCGAGCAAAUUUCAAGCAUUUCCAGCAUCCAAGACCUCAACAACUUGCUGUGCAACGUCGUGGAUUUCGAUGCAACGAAAAAAGAGGCCUCAUGUAGUAUUCGCGAAGGCGUGUCGGCCGAGCUGGACGCGGCACGGGACAAACUCGCCCAAGUUGAUCAGAUCCUUGUGGACUUGGCGGGAAUCCUGCAAGACGAAUGGCCGCAAUUAAAGUCGAUUUCACUGCAGUUUCUCCCCCGAGUUGGCUACGUGAUUCGAUGCCCAUCGGCAGCCCCAAUCCCACCGAUCUUACAGUUCCAAUUCGAAGACAGCUCGUUUAGCUUUUACAAGUGCCCAAAAUGUCGAAAGCUGGACGAAGACUUUGGCGACAUUCACGGUUACAUUUCAGACAUUCAGCACCAGCUGACCACUGAGGUCACGAAAGCUGUCCUUGACGAAGAACCGUCUCUGCUACAAAUGAUCCACAUUGUGGCCCAAGUCGAUUGUUUCUUGUCGUUGGCGUCGUGUGCGCAGAAUUUCAACUUUGUCAGACCCACCAUGUGCGACGACGUUGUGUUUAUGGCCAAGGGGGCUCGGCACCCGUUGCAGGAAUUGACAGUCGAGUCGUACAUCCCAAACGACAUUGUGCUUGGCCCGGGCGGCGGAUAUAUUGCUGUGGUCACGGGACAAAAUGGAUCUGGCAAAUCUGUCUUUUUAAAGAUGGUGGGAGUGAUGCAGUUUUUGGCUCAAGUUGGGUCGUUCGUCCCAGCUACAGAAGCAACAAUUGGCGUCGUGAACAAAAUAUUUUCCAGAAUCCUCAGCUUGGAAACAGCCACGUUGUGCCAAAGCGCGUUUUCGAUCGACUGCAACCAGCUAGCUACAAUGAUGAACCAUGGAGACACCAAGAGCUUGCUCCUCAUUGACGAAUUCGGCAAAGGGACGUGUCCGUCGGAUGGGAUUUGCUUGCUGACUUCCGCGCUGAAGCAUUUAAAAGACCAAGUGGUGCAAUUCGGCGGCCCUAGAGUCGUGCUGACCACUCACUUUUUGGAAAUAUUCCGUGAGCCAACCCUGAGCGGCGUUUUGGGGUUUCAACCGGCCGAUACAGCAGCAACCGAGUGGCCAAGCAAGGCCGACAACAGCUCGUCCGUCAUUACGACGUACGUCAUGUCGUCGGUGGCGGUGGAGGGCAAAGAAAGCGACGGGGUCCACCGAACGAGUUCGCUGUACGAGUUGGUUCCAGGGAUAUCCACAUCCAGCAAUGCCAUUCAAUGCGCCAUAACUGCUGGGAUGGACAACGACUCGGUGAAUCGAGCUGCCCAAGUGCUCCAGUUGAGCCGGAGUCGCCGCCACAUCGAAGUGCCCGUGACGUGUCCGUCGCCAAAGAUGCAAGCAAAGCUCGACGCGUUUUACACCCUCACCGAGCUGUUCAUGGCCGAGGAAACCUGGAAAACGUGUCCGCUCGACAAAGUGACCGAAUUGCUGCGCAUGGCUCGGUCCAUCGACGGCAUUAUUCAAUAGGUUUCUUGCAUUCAUCAUUCAUAUACUAGGAUGAGUAAGUGAUUCGCCGUGGAUUUCAAACUCCAGCUUGACGUCUUCAAACAAUGGAGGAAUGUCCAACGAGUCGACAUCAUGGAGCGCAUCGGACGGAGGCAAGUCGUGAUCCAGGUGAAUGGGUGGGAAGUUGCAGUGGGUUACGUCUACAGCAUUGUGUGAAGCGUUGCACCUCCCAAGGGAACGUUCAUACCGUCGAGGUCGUCCAAAGGCAUCUCGACAGGUUCAGCAGACUGAGCAGCGUCCACUUCUUGCUGCCAGGAUAGAAUUUCCGCGUCCAUUUGCUGCUUCAGCUCCUUCAUGUGCAGGGCGUCGGUGUCUGCCGCGGAAAUUCCUCCAUAUGCUAGUUCAAUAUCCUGGGUCCAUAACUUAGCACAUACAUGGCGAUGUAGCAUGUUCAGAUCAACCUCAUCUGUUCG
This is a messenger RNA of Aphanomyces astaci, 2057 nucleotides long. RefSeq lists its product as hypothetical. The transcript is spliced from 15 exons. Gene Ontology annotation, cellular component: nucleus. The record is from RefSeq and is a predicted model, not a curated record. Gene Ontology annotation, biological process: chiasma assembly; mismatch repair. Gene Ontology annotation, molecular function: ATP binding; ATP-dependent DNA damage sensor activity; mismatched DNA binding. NCBI's taxonomy places the organism in Eukaryota, Oomycota, Saprolegniomycetes, Saprolegniales, Verrucalvaceae. The coding region runs from base 1 to 1605 and encodes 534 amino acids.